CUCGGCGCAGGCGCGCCCUCCAGCGGCCGGCCGGGCAGCGCAGCGCAGCGCAGGAGCGGCCGGCCAGGAUGGGGAAGGCGCGGAAGUCCCCGGCCCGCAGGCGGACGCCCCCGGUCCCUCCGCCGCCGCCGCCCCCGGCCAGCCAGCGGGGCUCCCGCAGCGGCGCCCGGGCUCCGUCCAAGCAGGCCCCGGCGGCCCAGGGGCUCUCGGGGGCGUCGGCGGCGGAGGAGCCCCCCGGCCUGGCCCUGGGCGCCCAGCGGGAGCGGUGGCUGCAGUUCCAGCAGCGGCAGCGGGUCAGCUGCGAGGAGGCCGCCAAGCUCCUGCUCGACGCCUUUGAGUACCAAGGACUGGUGAAGCACACGGGAGGCUGUCACUGCGGAGCCGUCCGAUUCGAAGUUUGGGCCUCUGAUAACCUUCAUGUCUUUGACUGCAAUUGCAGCAUCUGUGUGAAGAAACAAAACAGGCAUUUCAUUGUGCCCGCUUCCCACUUCAAGUUGUUGAAGGGUGCGGACCAUCUCACCACGUACACCUUCAACACUCAUGCCGCCCAACACACCUUUUGUAAGACGUGCGGCGUCCAGAGUUUUUAUACCCCGCGUUCCAAUCCGGACGGUUACGGAAUCGCGCCCCACUGCCUGGAUGAAGGGACCAUCACCAAAAUCACGGUGGAGCCGAUCAACGGGAAGGAAUGGGAGAAAGCGGUGAAGGGGCACCCGACCAUCAGGACGAUGUCGAAGCCCUCCCUCCCGCCUCCCUUCUUUUAAUUCGGGGGUUUUCGUAUAGGAAGCCAAAGACCCCCCCCCCAUUGUUUGUGUGUGUGUGAAAUAAUCUCUCUCUACUGCCUAUUUCCCCCCCCCCUCUCCCUCCGUCGGAUAGAAUAGCGGCAUAGAAACAGAAGGAUCUCAAUCCUACAGGUCAAAAAAAAUGUAUUUUUCUUCUCUUGAGAAAAA
Molecule: messenger RNA, 950 nt
Organism: Thamnophis elegans (Western terrestrial garter snake)
Lineage: Eukaryota; Metazoa; Chordata; Lepidosauria; Squamata; Natricidae
Gene: CENPV
Product: centromere protein V
Exons: 5
Coding region: 69-764 (231 amino acids)
Molecular function (GO): carbon-sulfur lyase activity
Source: RefSeq, a predicted model, not a curated record